AUGGUGGUUCAGCGCGACCGUACCAAUGAACUAUACGCCCUGUUCGAGGGCAUGAAGAGUGCCGGCGGUGGGGAGAUGCAAAGCGCCUCAUCCACCGCCCUCAUCGCAGCUGAAGGAGUCCCGCUGCAACGGCAUACAGGCUUACAUUCCAGCAGUGAGAUGCAACUCUUUAACCGAUUUGCCCAGGCGUUUUCCGCGGAUCUUGCAAAGGUGUCGGAGUCAAUCAUGCGGCUGACGCGGCUUACCCAGCGACAAAGCGUCUUUGAGGACCAGUCGUCAGAGAUCACCGGCCUCACACAAAUGGUAAAAUCGUCGUUGCAGCGGCUUCAAACGGAUUUGGAGACACUAGAAGAGCUCAAGCAACGGGCGCUUAUCGCACAGAAGACAGCGGCGGUCAAACAUAACGGCGGAGCCUCUGCCGAACAGCAUAGUUUGUGGAAUUCGGGCGGAAACGUUGAUGCCGUCCUCCGAACCUCCUCCAAGCACAACGACACAGUGGUGGACACGCUCCGAACACGACUCGCCCGCACUGGACAGGAGUUUCGUACCACGCUACAGCAACAAACACGGGCAAUGAAGGAAAAUACACAACGACGUCAUAUGUUUACUGCCAGUGAACGUAUGCAAACCUUUGAAAGUGCAUUGUUUCAGGAUCAGGAACGGCAUCAACUGCAGCAGCAGCAAUUGAUGUCAGGCACUAGCAAUGCACAAUACUAUAAACAACGAGCGGAAGCCGUUCGGGAGCUGGAAGCCACAGUUGUGGAGGUGAGUGAACUAUUCAAUGAUUUUUCCCGACUUGUGCACGAGCAGGAUGAAGUGGUUCUGCGAAUCGAUACAGACGUGGACAAUGCGCUGCGGCACGUCAACGCUGGAAGCAACGAGUUAAUGCGAUACUUGGCAAACCUGAGCUCAAACCGUGGUUUGAUAUUGAAAAUCUUCAGCGUCCUGUUCUUUUUCAUCUUGUUCUUUGGCCUGGUUGUUGUUCGUUAG
This is a messenger RNA of Trypanosoma rangeli, 990 nucleotides long. RefSeq names its product putative syntaxin 5. The record is from RefSeq and is a predicted model, not a curated record. The coding region runs from base 1 to 990 and encodes 329 amino acids. Gene Ontology annotation, cellular component: Golgi membrane; SNARE complex; endomembrane system. Gene Ontology annotation, molecular function: SNAP receptor activity; SNARE binding. Gene Ontology annotation, biological process: vesicle fusion; intracellular protein transport; endoplasmic reticulum to Golgi vesicle-mediated transport. The transcript has a single exon. Lineage: Eukaryota; Euglenozoa; Kinetoplastea; Trypanosomatida; Trypanosomatidae.